Molecule: messenger RNA, 7829 nt
Organism: Pan troglodytes (chimpanzee)
Lineage: Eukaryota; Metazoa; Chordata; Mammalia; Primates; Hominidae
Gene: ANKS1A
Product: ankyrin repeat and sterile alpha motif domain containing 1A
Exons: 25
Coding region: 113-3583 (1156 amino acids)
Biological process (GO): ephrin receptor signaling pathway
Cellular component (GO): cytosol
Molecular function (GO): ephrin receptor binding
Source: RefSeq, a predicted model, not a curated record
GGUGUCCCCAGCCGGUUUGGGGGGUGCGUUGCCCGGAGACGGAAAGUUUGGGAGCCCGAGCAGGCUCGGCUGCAGCCUUGGGGAGGGGGUCCAGCGGGUGGCGGCCCUGGGGAUGGGGAAGGAGCAGGAGCUGCUGGAGGCGGCCCGCACCGGGCACCUCCCGGCGGUGGAGAAGCUGCUGUCCGGGAAGCGGCUCUCCUCAGGCUUUGGGGGCGGCGGCGGCGGUGGCUCUGGGGGCGGCGGCGGCGGCAGCGGCGGCGGCGGCGGCGGCCUCGGCUCUUCCAGCCACCCCCUCUCCAGUCUGCUCAGCAUGUGGAGAGGGCCAAAUGUGAACUGUGUUGACAGCACUGGCUACACACCCCUGCACCAUGCUGCUUUGAAUGGCCAUAAGGAUGUGGUCGAGGUUCUUCUGAGGAACGAUGCGCUGACCAACGUGGCUGACUCAAAAGGCUGCUACCCUCUGCAUUUGGCAGCCUGGAAAGGAGAUGCCCAGAUAGUGCGGUUGCUCAUCCAUCAAGGGCCUUCACACACCAGAGUCAAUGAACAGAAUGCUCUUGAGAUCAAAGAACUCAAAAAGUACGGCCCCUUUGACCCUUAUAUCAAUGCCAAGAACAAUGACAACGAGACGGCCCUGCAUUGUGCAGCGCAGUAUGGCCACACAGAGGUGGUGAAGGUGCUCUUAGAGGAGCUGACGGACCCCACCAUGCGCAACAACAAAUUCGAGACCCCUUUGGACCUGGCAGCACUGUACGGGCGACUGGAGGUGGUGAAAAUGCUCCUUAAUGCACACCCCAACCUCCUGAGCUGCAACACUAAGAAGCACACCCCUCUGCACUUGGCAGCAAGGAAUGGCCACAAAGCCGUGGUCCAGGUCCUCCUCGAUGCUGGCAUGGACAGCAACUACCAGACGGAGAUGGGCAGUGCUUUGCAUGAGGCUGCUUUGUUUGGCAAGACCGAUGUGGUGCAAAUCCUGCUGGCUGCAGGAAUUGACGUCAACAUAAAAGAUAACCAUGGACUGACUGCCCUAGACACUGUUCGGGAACUGCCUUCUCAAAAGAGCCAGCAAAUAGCGGCAUUAAUUGAAGAUCACAUGACUGGAAAAAGAAGUACAAAAGAAGUAGAUAAAACCGCCCCACCCCAGCCACCUCUCAUCUCCAGUAUGGACUCCAUAUCACAGAAGUCUCAGGGUGACGUGGAGAAAGCAGUGACUGAACUGAUUAUCGAUUUUGAUGCAAAUGCUGAAGAAGAGGGUCCCUACGAAGCUCUGUAUAAUGCCAUCUCCUGCCAUUCGUUGGACAGCAUGGCCAGCGGGCGAUCAUCUGACCGAGACUCCACGAACAAGGAGGCUGAGGCAGCAGGAGUGAAACCUGCUGGAGUGAGGCCUAGGGAACGUCCACCGCCUCCAGCAAAGCCACCGCCCGACGAAGAGGAAGAAGACCACAUAGAUAAGAAGUAUUUUCCCUUGACAGCUUCUGAGGUUCUGUCCAUGAGACCUAGGAUUCAUGGGAGUGCAGCCCGGGAAGAAGACGAACACCCUUAUGAACUGUUGUUAACAGCAGAGACAAAGAAAGUGGUGUUGGUGGAUGGAAAAACAAAAGACCACAGGCGGAGCAGCAGCAGCCGGAGCCAGGACUCUGCGGAGGGGCAGGACGGGCAGGUCCCAGAGCAGUUCUCAGGCCUCCUCCACGGCUCCUCCCCGGUGUGCGAGGUGGGGCAGGACCCUUUCCAGCUGCUCUGUACCGCUGGCCAGAGCCAUCCAGACGGGUCCCCCCAGCAGGGCGCCUGCCACAAGGCCAGCAUGCAGCUGGAGGAGACGGGUGUGCAUGCUCCUGGAGCCUCCCAGCCCAGUGCCCUGGACCAGAGCAAGAGGGUGGGCUACCUCGCAGGCCUGCCCACCACCAACAGCCGUUCGCACCCUGAAACUUUGACUCACACAGCAUCUCCGCACCCUGGUGGUGCUGAGGAAGGAGACCGGAGUGGGGCCAGGAGCCGAGCCCCUCCCACUAGCAAACCCAAAGCUGAACUCAAACUCAGCCGCAGCUUGUCCAAGUCUGACUCUGAUCUCCUGACCUGCUCACCCACAGAGGACGCUACCAUGGGGAGUCGGAGUGAGUCCUUAUCCAACUGCAGCAUUGGGAAGAAAAGGCUAGAGAAGUCACCCUCCUUCGCCUCGGAGUGGGAUGAGAUUGAGAAAAUCAUGAGUUCUAUUGGAGAAGGGAUUGACUUUUCUCAGGAACGGCAGAAGAUCUCAGGUUCGCGGACGCUGGAGCAGAGUGUCGGGGAGUGGCUGGAGUCGAUUGGGCUGCAGCAGUAUGAGAGCAAGUUGCUUCUGAAUGGCUUUGACGAUGUCCGCUUCCUGGGGUCUAAUGUGAUGGAAGAGCAGGACCUGCGGGACAUCGGCAUCAGCGACCCACAGCACCGGCGGAAGCUGCUCCAGGCGGCACGCUCCCUACCCAAGGUGAAGGCUCUGGGUUAUGACGGGAACAGCCCCCCUAGCGUGCCCUCCUGGCUGGACUCCCUGGGGCUGCAGGACUACGUCCAUUCCUUCUUGUCAAGUGGCUACAGCUCCAUUGACACCGUGAAGAACCUCUGGGAGCUAGAGCUCGUCAAUGUCCUGAAGGUCCAGCUGCUCGGCCAUCGCAAGCGCAUCAUCGCCUCCCUCGCAGACAGACCGUACGAGGAGCCGCCCCAGAAGCCCCCCAGAUUCUCCCAGCUGAGGUGCCAAGAUUUGCUCUCCCAGACGUCAUCCCCGCUGAGUCAGAAUGAUUCCUGCACUGGGCGGUCGGCAGAUCUGCUGCUGCCUCCAGGGGACACAGGCAGGAGGCGCCAUGACAGUCUCCAUGACCCCGCGGCACCCUCCCGAGCGGAGCGCUUCAGGAUCCAGGAGGAGCACCGCGAGGCCAAGCUGACCCUGCGGCCCCCGAGCCUGGCAGCCCCCUACGCCCCAGUGCAGAGUUGGCAACACCAGCCAGAGAAACUCAUCUUCGAGUCCUGUGGUUAUGAAGCCAAUUAUCUGGGCUCCAUGCUGAUCAAAGAUCUGCGAGGGACAGAAUCCACGCAAGACGCCUGUGCCAAGAUGCGGAAAUCUACGGAGCACAUGAAGAAGAUCCCCACCAUCAUCCUGUCCAUCACAUACAAAGGUGUCAAGUUCAUCGAUGCCUCCAACAAGAACGUCAUUGCAGAGCACGAGAUCCGGAACAUUUCCUGUGCGGCCCAGGACCCGGAGGACCUCUGUACCUUUGCCUACAUCACCAAGGACCUGCAGACCAGCCACCACUAUUGCCAUGUGUUCAGCACCGUGGAUGUGAACCUGACCUACGAGAUCAUCCUGACGCUGGGGCAGGCCUUUGAAGUGGCCUAUCAGUUGGCCCUGCAGGCCCAGAAGUCCAGGGCGACGGGCGCCUCUGCAGCUGAGAUGAUUGAAACAAAAUCUUCCAAACCGGUGCCUAAGCCUCGGGUCGGCGUGAGGAAAUCCGCACUGGAACCACCUGAUAUGGACCAAGAUGCCCAAUCCCAUGCCAGUGUCUCCUGGGUUGUGGACCCCAAACCAGACUCUAAGCGGAGCCUCAGCACCAACUGCUGAUGCCAAGGCCCCACCUGCACUGGGACCUGCUCCUCUUGGGCGGGCGGCAGCGUAGACGCUGUACACUUGCAGCUCUCGCACCUACCACCACCGAACACUGUGAAUUCUCCCCCUUGGGCUGAGGACAGCUUGAGGGGGUGAGUUGCCUUUGAGGUGGGCAUCAAGAGGGCUCAGGGGUUCUGUUGCACCCUGGAAGCCUCCACGGGCAGGCACUGUGAACCCCGACGGGCAGGGCAGUCUCCAGCAGGAUCCCAACGGCACUGAUAGCUCCCCAGGGUUGGGCUGGGCUCUGUGUGGCUCCCUCCUCCUGUCUGCUGUACUGAGCCACAGCUGGGCACCGUUGCCAAGAGCUAGCUGACUGUUCUCACCUCUCCUGAACCAACCAACCACUGUGACCACCCAGUGCCAGAGUCCCCAGCACUCUGCUCACAGCCGGCCUGCAGCCCCACCCCACUGUCCUCCGCUACUCCGAGGUGCUGGCCUCACUCUCAUGGCUAGGCCCUUGUGAGACCUUGAGCUCAGUGAUGUGGCUGGACCAGGGACAGACUGCUUUCUGUGAGGGCCCAAGAUAUGCGCCAGGCCCUUGGGUCCGUGCUGACUGCCCCACUUGGGGCUCUGGGUAUCUGAACACUCACAGGCUGGCUCACACAGCAGGUGUCUCAGUCCUGAUGGGCCUUCCCCUCCAAGGAGGGGGGUGGCACGUGUGUGGACAGCCCCUCUAUCUUCGCCAUGGAGUCUCAAGGCCUGGCAGCCUUGGGCCUGGCUCUGGAGUCUAGCUCACUGAGGAGGAAGGCCUUCCGUAGAACCAACGAGGAGGCGGCCUGUGCCCUGCACACACGGCGCACCUUCCUCCCUCACAGAACAGAGCUGCUGGAGGACAGGGACCUGGACCAAGUGGCCUCCAUUGUCCUCUGGGAGCUUUCUGACAUUCUCCACGGUGGGGGAUCACAGAUAGCGCCGUCCAGCGCGCCCCUGACCGCCUCCCUCAGCCUCCUGACUCCUCCGAAAGGAGAGGCCGUCCCAUCGCAGCAGCUCAGCAGCUGGGAUGGUGGAGCUGAGUCUUUGAAGAGGCACCCCAUUCUCCAGUGUGGGCAAAUCAGUUUGGAUGGCAGGAGACAGGAAGGAAGCGGCGCCCAUAGGCAGCUGUGCACACAUAGCAGAGUCCACUAGGAAAGCCAGUCGGCCAGGGCAGUCAAAACCCAAGUCGAUAAACUGGGUGGGUCCUGCGUACCCACCCAUCCUUGUGCCUUCCUGAGCAGAGUCACUGAGCCAGAGGCAGUGGGGGCUGCGGGCUGUGGGUGCUCAAAGCAGGCAUGGAGGGUGCCCAGGGGAGGCUGUGAGGGAUCGUCUGUCCUGCUCUGUGUUUCCUUUCCAUUUCCUCCACCGUCCGCAGGCCCCAUUGGUUAACCCUUUCCUCCCCCCAUUGUUUGCUUCUGCCAAGCUGAGCCACUGAGGAACCACACUGUGCUGCGGAAACAUAGACGUGGGGGCAUAGGCUCCCACUGCCACCACCGCCAUCGCCUCACCUGCAGCUUCGAAGACCCAGGCCUCACCUCCGCCUGCAGGACCUCCUCUUGGCCACUUGGCCUGGGCCUGCCACCACCACGUCCUGCAGAACGAGCCCUGCCUUGGCUGUGGAGAAGCACUCCAGGCCGCUAGCAGAUGGGACUGGCAUUCCAGAGGGUCAAGAAGUGACUUGUUCAGAACACAUUGUUUUUAACAGAAAAAAAAUCUUUUUAUAAAAUGAACUUUUAACACUUGGCUCAAACCUCUAGGUCAUACUGCCAAUCUUUAGACAAAUGGCCAUGGGGCAGAGGACAGGGGAGCUGAGGUUGGUUCAGAGGCCAGCCUGCAUAGCCUCUGUCCUCAGGACGGAACUUGGGUGCAGCUCAGUGGGUUGGAAGAGAAGGCGGUGGCCUGUGGGUGAAGGGAACGGAGCAGGCUCAGGCAGAAUUGAGUACGGUGCGUCUGCUUUUCAAACCCAACCAUAUCAGCUGCUGCUCUUUAUGAACUGCCCAACUUCCUGUCCCUUUCAGGGGCUGGACACAGGCUUCUCGUAAGAACACAGCCUUAGAGGCACCUGAGCAACUCAAAGGUUUCCGGUCCAUUUCUGGGGUUCCCGAUGGGAAGGUUCGGUGGCCAAAUGAAGAUAAGUGUGCAGUUUCUAGUGCUGGGAAGUCUUAGCCAGCACCAGAGUGCCAGGCCUCUCCCUGGCCUCUUACCUGUCAGUGAUCGGAGCACUGCCCUGGGCUGGCCGGCGCCGUACUGCCUGCGUUAUGUCAGAGAACAGGAAAAGCAGCUUUGUUUGGGGCAUUAAUGCUUGGAGUAGGGUCAGCUAAGGUUGCUACUUGCCAAUUUGUGAUUUGUCUAAUCAGCCUGUGUGAUUGGGGCUCAUUUUGAUUCUCUGAAUUAUCGGUUUGACGGUUACACUCUCGGCUGCUGGGCCCAUCCCUGGCCCCCGGUGUGGAAAAGGCUAAAUAAGGUGACAGUGCAUCGAUGCUCCCCCGCGUGGCCUUUGGGGCAGGCUGGCAUCCCGGUGCGCCUCUGCUUCUUAAGCUUUCCUGCUGCUCGCUUUGCUUUUAAAAGUAACUUGGGUUGCAUUCUUCCCUCUGGACUAGAGUAGAAAUGCAGGGGAAACUGCUGUGGAUUUGAGAGGCAAAGUUGGCUCAGCUGUGUGCCCAGUUCCUCCUGUGGGCACUUUAGCAGGCUCUGAGCUUUCCUGGCAUAGGUCAAUCAGGUCCCAGGAUGAAUAAUCCAGGCUUCAGCAACACUCCUCUUUCCCAGCAAAGGCUGUGAAUUUGAAUUCUUUGUUGGUAUGUAUGUGCAGGGAGUACUGUUAGGCACAUUCUUAACCCAUGUGGUUGGCCAGAAGUCAGAAGUGGGGCUGUGUCUCUGGCUGGCUAGAGGCCAGGCCUUGUGGGUUUCUAUCUGCUAAGCACCCAGCAGGUUGGGGCCUGGGACUCAGCUCUCUCUGCGGUAGAGGCAGGCCCUCCUCCACUUCUUGGUACUAAACGAAGAUCUCGACACCUUGCAGUUUUACUUCAUUUCCUGCCCCUUUCAGGGCCUGUGAGGAUUCCCAUGAGCUACCGCUGUACAGUUCUUGGCCCCGGCUUUCUUCCAAGAGUUGACCAGGAACCCUAAAGCAUCCAGAGUAGACUGCGCUGCCACUGGGCGCAUGCUGGUGCCCGUCUUCCUCCUAAGGGGCCAGGCCACAUCCAAGUGGGCCUCUGUCAGGGGGGGGCGGUAGGUCCGAAAGAAACCGCAGACACUACGAUGCACUCCUCAAGCUGUCUUUUGUGCUUAGAUCAUCCAUAGGUGUUUCUUCUGCUUGAAGCUGCUAUAUCAUCUUUAUUUAUUCAGGGUAUUUUCAUAUUGGAAGCCUUGGCUAGUCUGCUCUAGCUCUGGGUUCUGUUUAGAGAUUGGUUUAUUUCUGAAUAUUCAAGAAAGGAAAAUGACUGGGCCUUUCUUUCUUUUCUUCUCCUCUGGGAUAGGUAGUCUCCCUUUCCUAGAAAGGUUAUUGUAACUUUAAGGACAGGCUUCAAGUGGGAAGGCCCCUACUUUUGCACUUCUCCAAGUGCAGGUCACACCAGGGGCAGACCCUGUCGCUGCGUUUCUGAACUGUGAAGGAGCCCAUUCGGGUGGGAGACUUCAGAUGGGCUCAGUACCUGUCCCAGCCACAGGCUUCUUGUCCACCUCUUCUCCCCUGCCCACCAGCUGCUCAGCGCAUAAGACCUUCCCGACAGGCUCUGCGUGUGCAGCUCUCUGCGUCCCUCCUGGGCCCUCCAGCGUCAGACACUAAUGGGAGUUCCCGAGAUGCUUGGGUUUGAGCAGGGAGCAGGCAGAGCUGCAGUCAGAGACAUUAGAAAACCAGUCUGAAUGGGGUCUGUCUUUGAGAUGCCCAGGCCAGCAGAAAGCAGCUCAGAAGUAUUGUUGCUCAUGGUGUGGCAAUGGACUGAACUGUAAUGAAAAUGUUAUUUAAUCUUUGUCUCUGUAUUUUGAUACUUGAAUGACUUUCCCUUUUGUUUUACUGUAUAUAAAAUUGUUAAUCUGUCUGAUUUUGUCUGAAUUAUAAACAUUUUGAGGUACCAAACAUAACCAAUCUGUGCAACAACAUAGACUGACCUCACUACCCAAGAGAGUGUAAAUAUUUCUGGGCUUCCAGCUUUGGUUUUGUUAUUUUCAUAACUGUACACAACUUAGAACAGACUGAAUUAAUAAAUGAGAAGCGACAUGAACGCAGCCUUAA